Molecule: messenger RNA, 435 nt
Organism: Sphaeramia orbicularis (orbiculate cardinalfish)
Lineage: Eukaryota; Metazoa; Chordata; Actinopteri; Kurtiformes; Apogonidae
Gene: tshba
Product: thyroid stimulating hormone subunit beta a
Exons: 2
Coding region: 1-435 (144 amino acids)
Biological process (GO): G protein-coupled receptor signaling pathway
Cellular component (GO): extracellular region; cytoplasm
Molecular function (GO): hormone activity
Source: RefSeq, a predicted model, not a curated record
AUGGAAACUGCAGUAUUUAGCUGUUGGCUCCUUUUUCUGCUGUUCAGCCCAACUGUUCCGACGUGCCUACCCACCGACUUUACUCUGUAUGUGGAGAAGCCAGAGUGUGACUUCUGUGUGGCUAUCAACACUACUAUUUGUAUGGGAUUUUGUUACUCGAGGGACAGCAACAUGAGGGACUUACUCGGCCCACGCUUCCUCAUCCAGAGAGGCUGCACAUAUGACAGAGUAGAGUACCGUACUGCUGUCCUACCCGGCUGUAGUGCUAACCCUGUCUUCACCUACCCAGUGGCUCUCAGCUGCCACUGUGGAGCCUGCAGGACUGACAGUGAUGAGUGUACCCACAGGGCUGGUGUGGCUGGAGCUAAAUGCACCAAACCAGUCAGACAUAUCCACCCAUAUCCUGGACAGAACAACUAUUUGAUCCCUUUCUAA